Messenger RNA from Caenorhabditis briggsae, 486 nucleotides. Lineage: Eukaryota; Metazoa; Nematoda; Chromadorea; Rhabditida; Rhabditidae. The transcript is spliced from 4 exons. The record is from RefSeq and is a predicted model, not a curated record. Bases 1 to 486 code for a protein of 161 amino acids.
AUGUUACUCCAUAUCUCUCUUCUUCUCAUUCUUCCAUCUGACACGCUCGCACUGGUUGAUUGUUUGGCUGGAUUUGUUGGAAGGAUGCAGGCUUCCGUUGAAGACCAGCCGUUGACUCUGAAUGAUACAGCGAUGUGUUCUGCCAUGUAUUGCAUCAAAGUGAUUAUUCAUUCGGCUAUUGAUGAUGAUGGAAUCUUCCAACAAGGAAUAUCAUCUCGGUGUGCCUACACUGGAGGAGAUCGUCAAGUCUGUCAGAAGAACGAUGGAAAAUGUCAGGAUAUCUCUUUUUAUGAUGGAAUGAAGGGAAACUUUUCCUUCUGUUGCUGCCAAGAAAACAAGUGUAACACUGCUACUGAAUCAGAACUGAAAACCAUUUACUCGAUGGGUUCCAGAACUUCUAGAAAAGUGAAUUCUGCUAAUUUUACUGUCAAUCUUUUCACUAUUAUCUCAUUAUAUAUUUUCUGUGUUAUUUUUGGAUUCUGUUAG